This is a messenger RNA of Soboliphyme baturini, 815 nucleotides long. NCBI's taxonomy places the organism in Eukaryota, Metazoa, Nematoda, Enoplea, Dioctophymatida, Soboliphymatidae. The record is from the annotation of a GenBank genome assembly.
AUGCGUGAAGUGGUACGUCUAUCUCUACUCAUGUCGCUGUUACUGCACGUAUGUCAACGGUUGAACGGGUUUACGCUGGACGGCUCUCCCGGUUGUUACGUACGUUUUCCGAAGUGGUACCACGCGUUCGAGAACACGCUCAGCUUCGAAUUUGUCACCGGAAAACCGAAUGGCCUGCUGCUGUACACGGAUGACGGUGGAGGCAGCAACUUCUUCGAGAUUAGCCUCGUGUCUGGCCGGCUGCAGCUGUUGUUCAGUCUUGGCAAACAGCAGUCAGGAGCAACUAUAGCCGAGCAGCACCCGGUCCAGGUGGCGACCAUCGAUUCGCUGUCGUUAAAUGAUCGUAAAUGGCACCGAGUCAAUCUUUACCAAUUCUGGGAGCGAGUUCAACUUCAGCUAGACGACUUGUCUGUAUACAAGUCGGUGGAGCACAACGAAUUCGUGUUCGGCAGCUACGACCUGAACAGCGACGUGUUCAUUGGUGGUGUCCCUCAAUCAUCCUCGCCCGACAGUCUGUCGUACCCAGCCGUGAAACUCAUGGUCCACUUCGAAGGCUCCAUUCGCAACCUCAUGUAUCGGACGCUGCCCAACGGCAUGACCGUGCCGGCGAUGCUCGACUCUGUCGGCGUGCGACAAACUGACAUCGAUUACUGCGUCGAACACAUCUGCCUGAACCACGGCGUGUGCUACAGCACCGACGAUGGCGCCCGGUGUAAUUGCGAGGAAACGGAUUUCGAGGGCGAACGCUGUGAAACAGGUACCUUCUGCAUGAUUUAUGGCAUACAAAUAAAUUCAGUUGAUUUGCACAAAUAAUA